Anopheles moucheti is the source of this 1089-nucleotide messenger RNA. RefSeq lists its product as uncharacterized. The record is from RefSeq and is a predicted model, not a curated record. The transcript has 4 exons. Lineage: Eukaryota; Metazoa; Arthropoda; Insecta; Diptera; Culicidae. The coding region runs from base 1 to 1089 and encodes 362 amino acids.
AUGUGCUUUCCCUGGCAACUGAUUGAGAGAUCAGACGAAGCUGCUAUCGAACCGAUAGCAGAAUUAGUGCCGCCAGUGAAUCCUGCAGAUUUGGAAAUUUGGGACGAGGAGUAUCGCUGGGACAACGGCAAUCCAGUACCGGAAGCACCGCCAGUUGAAGAAAACAACGUCGAGGAGCAGUUAGUCGUCGACGAAGAGUACUUCGAGGAGUACUACGAGGAACCAGGGGACAGCGAGGACGAAUUCGAGAAUAGACUGCGAUUUUACCCAACGUGGGACACUACAGACGAGUUGAUAGACAAUAUCAACACGACGAUCAUAGGACUCCUUAACGAGAAAAAGGAAAUAAACAAGGAUAUAUUGGACGAGUAUCUUCAACGUGUAGUGAAACCAGCUUGUGACACAUCAGAAAAGCUUGCUGGAGAUGCAUCGUUCAUCGAUGAGGAGGAAGAUAACGCUGUUCCUAGUGUCUCCGAUAGUUCUAGCGACGAUGAAUGUGAGAGUGAUGAAGGAGUCAUUGAUUUUAAAUCAAUGGAUAUUACAAAUUGCUUGAAGUAUUUUGCUUUAUCAACCAAUCAAAAGCACUCGGUGAUGAACAUGUUGCUCUCGAUUUUAAAUAUGAAAACAAAUUUUGUGCUUCCAAAGGAUGCUAGAACGCUUUUAAGCACCAAUAGCCGGAACCGGAGACCGGAACUAAGUGCUCUCGGAAACGGUACGUUCUGGACCCGUGGUAUUAAGAAGAGCCUCAUGGACAAUUUACGGUUUUCUAUUGUGACAGAAACAAUAUCUCUGAAUAUUUGUAUUGAUGGACUUCCGUUGCACAAAAGUAGCAACAUGCAAUUUUGGCCCAUCAUGAUAAAUAUUCACGAAAUGCCUCUGAUCGCACCUAUUACAACAGCGUUAUAUUGUGGGCGCACAAAACCAACUAAUGCUCAACAAUUUAUGGACUUAUUGGUAAAAGAGCUGAACAAAUUAAUGGACGAAGGGCUUGAGUUAAAUAGUCGCCGAGCGCAAGUAAUAAUACGCGCAAUAAUAGCAGAUUCUCCGGCAAGAGCAUUUUUGAAAGAUAAUUCCUUAAACUACAACUGA